AUGUGCGUACGGAAAAAGAAAUUGAAAGACAGUGAAACGAAGGGAAGAACAGAUUUGAGCGGUCGACCAUCACAAACACCUCAGACACCACUUCCACCACCAGCUCCAACAAAAACGCUCACAGAAGAGGGCGGUAGCAUUCGCCAGGAAGGGAAAUCUUCUGAUAUUCAGGCAAAAGGUGAGGAUUUGUCUGGCAUGCAUUCUUCUGUAAGUGGACAAAAGACUGAUGCUUUCUGGACAAUCUUCCUCGAGUCUAAUCUCUUUCGAGAGUUACAGAAAGGACUCAGCUUGUUUUAUUUGGAAACUCAGAUACCCAGUUGCAUCUAUCUAGUUGUAAUUCCAGAUGAUAAGAGGGAGCCACUUCAGAUCAAGGUUCCGCCGCCGCGUGUCUUGAAAGCACGACGUGCCAUGGUUGAAGUGAAGGAGGCUCGCGAUCCUCUCUAUAAGACACUUGAACCGGACAUGAGCGAGUGGGAAAGCGUAAGGCUGUUGAAGAAAAGCGAAGUGAAUUUGGAAGAGCUUUUGAGAAAGGGCUCCAAGUACGAAGACGUCACUCAGCACUAA
This is a messenger RNA of Haemonchus placei, 564 nucleotides long. Lineage: Eukaryota; Metazoa; Nematoda; Chromadorea; Rhabditida; Trichostrongylidae. The record is from the annotation of a GenBank genome assembly.